Molecule: messenger RNA, 2973 nt
Organism: Theileria orientalis strain Shintoku
Lineage: Eukaryota; Apicomplexa; Aconoidasida; Piroplasmida; Theileriidae
Exons: 1
Coding region: 1-2973 (990 amino acids)
Source: RefSeq, a predicted model, not a curated record
AUGGCGUUGAGUUUGAAUGACCUAAUUGGUCUUAAAACAAUCGCCUUUUUUUUACUUUUAUUUCUCUUAGCAGUUGUUCCUACAAUUGUUAGGUUUUUAAUUUUGGUGAUUAGCACAAAAAAUAAUCCAGAAAGCAGGGUUUUAGCCAAAUGCAUGACAUAUAUGGAUUCGUGUGUAAGGGCUAUAGAUAUAGUUAAAAGACGGAACUUUCCGAGGUGUUUCAAGUACAAACACUUGAUGGUUUUGGAAAUUCUAUCUGAUGUGAGGAUUUUACUUUACCAGAAGAUGGCUAUUUACGAGUUGAUAAAGGUCCACCGCUUCUUGACGCUUGGCUUAAUCCUCAUGGUUCGUUACGACUUAAUUAUCAUUUGGUAUCACCUAAGGUUGUUCUUUUUUAAGGGUUUAGUGAAAAGAAAUCCAAAAAUCGGCAACGAUAUACCACCCAUUCACGUAAUAAAGGUCACAAACCGUUCGGAUGAAUCUGACUCAACUGGAGCCUAUGAUGCCAACGUCAGUGCCAACGGUGUUGCUGAGUGCGUCGAAGACAGCCCCUGUGAGUGCAACAGUGACAUAAUAACAGCCGAAGAUGAAAUUGAACAGCCCAGCGAUGAAGUUGCAGAGGUUCUGGUAACUCAGCCCAAAAACGAUGUCAAGUCCGAGAACGAAGGCAUUACUAACCACAGUGACAGCUGUAACGAGGUUGUAGCAGAUAUCCCAGUUGAUGACAACAAUGACAGCUGUAACGAGGUUGUAGCAGAUAUCCCAGUUGAUGACAACAAUGACAGCUGUAACGAGGUUGUAGCAGAUAUCCCAGUUGAUGACAACAAUGACAGCUGUAACGAGGUUGUAGCAGAUAUCCCAGUUGAUGAGAAGGCUAUCACUACCGAUAAGUUAGAGAAUGAAGCCAACGAGGAAGAUGACUUGCAGGGAGGCAAUGUAGACAGUGGAGCUAUCAAGGCGGCUGAUUGCAACAGUGGCGCCGACACCAAUGUUAACAUUGGAUGCAACUGUCGUACUACUACCAUAGAUACAAGUGUUUCAUUGGACCAGGGCAAAAACUCCAACAGUAACAUCGAUGGCUCUGAGGAUUCUCGUAUAAACAUUUCAAUCAAUCUCAAUAAAGACAAUCUAAAUAUUAGAAUCUUUAAUAAGAACAUUAAUAUUAACAUUUGCAAGGACGACAGUGCUUCUGGUAACGUUAACAACGAUGACAAGAGCGGGUGCCAAAUUGACGACGUGCGUAGCGAUAAAAUUGUUAACAGGAAUAUCCAACAGUGUUCCGAAGAAAUCGCAAAUCUUACCACCGACGUUACGGCUGAACCCAUAAACGAGUUUGAAACAGCCACAAAUAUCACCACCGAGGUCACAAGGGUGCCGGAAACCAUUACAAAUAUCACCCAUGAGGCUAAAACCGAACCUAUCAAGCGGGACGAAACCAGUCCAAAAAUCACCAGUGAAGUCACCAAAGAGGAUGAAGUCGUUACAAACAUCUGCAGUGAAACGACCGAUACCAUUGAAGCUUUCACAAACAUAACCGCAGAUACCACUGAGGCUAUAACCGAAACCAACAGGGACGCUGAGCCCAUUACAAACGCCGAGACGGAAGUUAUAAGGGAUAUUAUUACCGAUACCACUGAAGUCGUAUCUGAAGUAGCCAAAGAGACCGAAACCAUUACAAGUUCCAACACUGAGGCUACAACUCAGCCUACGAGGGAGGAUACAACAAUUGCAAGCGCCGAUGCAGAAGUCACAACUCAGCCUACAGAGGACAAUACCAUUGCCAAUACCACAACCGAGACCACUGAAGCCAUAGCAGAAACCACAAACGAGGAUUCAACAACUACGAGUGCCACCGCGGAGGCCAUGGCCGAGACCAAGGAGGACAAGCCCAUUACAAGUUCGACCAGGGCAGAAAUAGCUGAGGUUACCAAGGAGCCCGAAUACAUCAAUACAACAGACGUAUACCGUCCCAACUUCAAGUUCAUCCCGGACAAGAACAGGAAGGUGAGUCAGAGGAGCAUCGAUAAUUUCGGAAAGGCCUUCGUGAGGGGCGUCAAGUACCAGUGUCGCCAGCAAAGCUUCUUUAGCGGCGAAGCUUACUUCAGAGGGGGCUACCACAACCCAAACUCGGCGGAAUCUAAGACCAUAGAUGAAAUAUUCAAGAUGAUAUUCCCCAACUACAAACGUGGAGGCCAUGAGGACGAUGGGCAGAAGCAUGUAGUCUCGGGGUCCGACAAAGCUGAGGACAUCCCUGCGAUUGCGGAAGUACCUGAAAACGGCAUCGGCGACCAGCAGAAUGACGAGGCAGUGGUCGAUGAGCCAGGCACUAACGAGCUAGGAACCGAAGAGCAGUUAGCUGCUAAGGACCUAGGAACCGAAGAGCAGGUAGGUGCUAAGGAAUUGAACGCCGAGGAAAUAGCCGCCAAGGAGCUAGGAGCCGAGGAGCAGGUAGCCAUUAACGAGCUAGGAGUCGAGGAGCAGGUAGCCAUUAACGAGCUGGAGAGCGAGGAGUCUCUCACUGAGGUCAGCGAACCUGAAACCAAAAGGUUCAACGACCGCAGGGACUCUGAGAGCAACGACGGCAGCGAGAUGGAGUUCGGCUACAACCCCAAGAACAUCUUCGACUGCUACGAGAACUUCCGCGCCGAGUACUUCAAGGGCGACCCCAAGUACGACUACAUUUACUACUCGGACAGCGAGUACGAGUACAACCACAGGGCUGACCGCCAGAAGAAGAAGCAGCCCAGGUUCCACAAGAAGAGGGACGACAGCCACCUGAAGAGCGAGCUCGGCGCUCUCGCCGUCGUGCGUAGGCUCCAAAAGCUUCGCAACGCCACCCUGGACCAGUAUCCUUGCGGCUACAUUCGCAUUGGCACUCGCUACGUCCACUUCACCGAGAUCGAGAAAAAUAUUAAGAAGGGCAGCAGGCACUUCCAGCAGUUUUCCGUAAGGCUCCCCAGUGACUCCGAGUGA